Molecule: messenger RNA, 1134 nt
Organism: Manihot esculenta (cassava)
Lineage: Eukaryota; Viridiplantae; Streptophyta; Magnoliopsida; Malpighiales; Euphorbiaceae
Product: LOB domain-containing protein 37
Exons: 2
Coding region: 133-876 (247 amino acids)
Biological process (GO): regulation of gene expression
Source: RefSeq, a predicted model, not a curated record
UUCCUUUCAACCUUAAAUUUUCUUCUCUUCUCUCUACUUCUUUUGGUCUCCCAAUUCUUCAAACUAGCUACCCAUUUUGGGUCUUGAUUGGGCUCUGUGUUUGUUUUCAUGUGAGUGUUGCUGUAGAAAACAAUGAGUUGCAACGGGUGCAGAGUCUUACGCAAAGGGUGCAGUGAAACCUGCAUUUUACGCCCGUGUUUACAGUGGAUCGAGACCCCUGAAGCCCAAGGCCACGCCACUGUCUUUGUUGCUAAGUUCUUCGGCCGCGCUGGCCUCAUGUCCUUCAUUUCAGCUGUCCCUGAAAGCCAGCGUCCUGCUUUGUUUCAAUCUUUAUUAUUUGAAGCCUGCGGUAGAACUGUGAAUCCUGUAAACGGAGCUGUAGGGCUACUGUGGACUGGAAACUGGCACGUUUGCCAAGCUGCUGUAGAAACUGUUCUACGCGGCGGCACGCUUCGGCCGAUGCCUGAGCUUCUCACAGCUGGAGGAUCUCCAUCCCUGGCUUCCGACGAAGUGUCUGAGGCUGAAGUGGCCUGUACGGACAUGUGGAAACUCCAGGAUCCAAAUCCGAACCCCCAUUCUCGAUUUUCUAAUUCGAGAUCCAGAACAUCACCAAAACGGAAAAGAACUGAUGAACCUGUGAACAUAAUUAAGCAGGAAAAGCUACAGCUCCAAUUUCCGCCGAGCGAUCUGGAUCUUCGGCUAACGCCGAUCUUUUCCCCAAAAUCAUCGCCUCGUAAACCGGAAAUCCGUCGGCCGGGGACUCCUUCAAUGAAUUCAGAGGAGUCGGUGACUACAACCACGACGUGUUUUGAGAGCGGACUGGGAGAUCAGUACGGGAAUGGAGGAGAGAGAAAGCUCCUGAACCUGUUUGUCUAGGAAUAUAAAAAGAGUGUUUUGCUUAAUUUUGUGAAUCUGACAGCCGCAGUAUUGGAGUUAGUCCUUUUUUGAUAAAUUUUGGUUAGUUUUCCCGGAAAAUGGAUUAUUCUCCGGCGAGUUUUCGUACAUCACCGGUAAAAGAUUUCUCUUGUGAGUGAUCUAAGAGAACAAAUGAAUUUCCCGGUGAUUGUAUUGUUAAAUUUGUACUGUGAUGACUGUAUCAUGACAUGAAUAAUAAAACAAAUUAUUUUCUUUUAA